AUGCCACUCCAAGGAGUCAGGGAGUCCUGUAAGUGUGAUGCUUUGUCACCAGCUUGCAGUGCCUGUAAGCGAGCAGGCGUGCCAUGCAUCGGCGGAGGAGCGUCACGUGAGUUUCCUCAGAGCUACGUUGCCAACCUACAGGCUCGAAUCAAAUGGCUCGAAUCUAUCAUCCGAGACCACGUACCUAGCAUCGACCUGACUGCCGGACCAGGCCAAUCGUCUAGCAUUGAGGGAGGUAUUCCACAUGGAGACUGGAACUCACCGCAGCAAAGCCGCGAAAACAGAGAUUUUGAGUCUCCCACCGAGAUAACUGAUCAGAUUGGACUUAUCUCCAUCACUAACGGGACCGAUCUGCGCUAUCUGGGCCCGUCUAGUGGACUAUUUUUCACCAAGUUCGUCUUGGCUGGGCUUGGAAAGCGACUUCACGCCAAUAAAAACACCACCCCGGAUGCGAAAGCCGACAGUCUGGCCGUCCCAUCGGAUCUUCUGGUUCCUCAACCGAAAGAGCUGCCUCCCGAUUCCAGGCAUACGCGAUGGCUUUCCCAGGCCUACUUCGACAUUGUUCACCUUCAAUUUCCCAUUUUACACGAACCUUCGCAUUGGGAAACCAUCGAAAGGAUCUACGCCGACGCCGAGGUUACCGCAGUGCACGAGUUCCAGGCUUUAAUGGUCAUUGCAAUAGGUGCAUCCAUACUCUCGCGCCGGACAAGGGUCGUGCUAUCAGCUGAAGGCUACUUCGCUUCUGCCAUGAAGCUCGUGGAUGACGUCAUAAAGACUUCCUCAGUUGGUGCCACGCAAUGUAUCUUACUGCUUCAGAUGUAUGCGCUCAACAACCCAACAUCAGGGCUAAGCCUAUGGACCCUCCAUCACCAUGGACUGGCGUUGGCAAUAGAGCUAGGGCUGCACCGAAAUAUCCGCCGCCGCAUUUUUUGGUGCACGUAUACCAUCGAUCGGCUUCUGAGCACUCUGAUGGGACGACCAAUGGGUGUGGUGGAUGAGCAGUGCGAUCUUGAUUACCCGUUGGACGUCGAGGAUGAUCAGCUCAAGACGGAGCAUCCGAGACCUCGACAAAGCAACGAGCCACUAACCAAUAUGACCAGCGCCGUUCAUCUCUUCAAACUUGCCCGGUUCAACAGCGAGAUUAAGUGUGUUCUGUACUGCGUCGAUCGACAAUAUCCCCCAUACACACAGCCGGCUGUCACCGACGCAGAGACCUGGAGAGUCGAUAUUCUGGCCCGCUUGCGACAGUGGAGGGAGGAUAUUCCGAGACAUUCGGAAGGAAGUACACGGCAUCACGUCAAUCUGCUGACUGAAAUUAAGUACCAUGAAUUGGUCAUGCUGGUGCUCCGACCAAACCCUAGGAUCCAGAACCCGGACAAGGCGUCUCUUCGAGAGUGCUUUUCCAGCGCCAUUACCUGCAGCGCUCUGUACCACCAGCUAUACGUUGCCAAUUCGCUUCACUAUGGCUGGAUUAGUGUCCAUUCCAUUUUCUUGUGCGUGAUGGUCAUGUUCUACUGUGUUUGGAGCCCCCAGGACAUUGCCGAGGACGCCGAUCUUGACUCUUUGAUGCGGGCAUUGAAGGCUUCAUCGGACGUCCUCAGCGCGAUGGGCGAGUAUUGGCCAGAGGCAAGAAGGAGUCGCGAUGUUCUCGACCGUGUUUCAAUAGCAACAAUACGACGAUUCACUCACCACGCGAACAUCGUAAAAAGCAGCCCUGUAUCCUCAGGCUCACAGGGCUCCACGACUGUUUCAUCGUUUCUCCCCUCUGAUCGCACCACCGAUGGCAGCUACGUAGACCUGCCUUCAGACAACCAUGGAUUAGAGGCCGUUCAAGUCACUCAAUUGAACAUCAUAACAUGGACCGAUAGGACGAUACCAUCGAGGCACUAUCAUACAUGCAUCGACGACUUUUCCUGGUCAGGUUUAGCCGACCACUGA
Molecule: messenger RNA, 1938 nt
Organism: Aspergillus aculeatinus CBS 121060
Lineage: Eukaryota; Fungi; Ascomycota; Eurotiomycetes; Eurotiales; Aspergillaceae
Product: Zn(II)2Cys6 transcription factor
Exons: 7
Coding region: 1-1938 (645 amino acids)
Biological process (GO): positive regulation of transcription by RNA polymerase II; DNA-templated transcription
Molecular function (GO): sequence-specific DNA binding; DNA-binding transcription factor activity, RNA polymerase II-specific; zinc ion binding
Source: RefSeq, a predicted model, not a curated record